This is a messenger RNA of Emys orbicularis (European pond turtle), 8304 nucleotides long. It is a transcript of the gene TG, whose product is annotated as thyroglobulin. NCBI's taxonomy places the organism in Eukaryota, Metazoa, Chordata, Testudines, Emydidae. The coding region runs from base 1 to 8304 and encodes 2767 amino acids. The record is from RefSeq and is a predicted model, not a curated record. Gene Ontology annotation, biological process: thyroid hormone generation. The transcript is spliced from 48 exons.
AUGGGCCCCGUACUUCUCAGCACCCUUUUCUGCUUUAUUAGCACAGCAUCAGCCAAUAUAUUUGAGUACCAGGCUGAGUCCCAGCCUCUCCGCCCCUGUGAGCUCCAGAGGGAAAAGGCCUUUUUGGAACGAGAAGUCUACGUCCCUCAGUGCUUGGAAGAUGGCCAGUUCCGGACUGUGCAGUGCAAUACGAAUGGCCUCUCCUGCUGGUGUGUAGAUGCCAAUGGUAUUGAGGUACCAGGCACUAAACAGACUGGAGUUCCAAUAGCCUGUUUAUCCUUUUGCCAGCUCCAAAAACAGCAGAUCUUGGUAAGUCAUUACGUCAACAGCAGCGCCAUCUCCUACGUUCCACAGUGCUUGAAUUCGGGGGAGUUUGACCCAGUGCAGUGUGAUGUGGGGCCGGGCCAGUGUUGGUGUGUGGACUCUGAAGGGAUGGAGAUUUAUGGCACAAGGCAGACUGGGAAGCCAACGCGAUGUCCGGGGAGCUGUGAGAUCCGAGACCGUCGCAUUCUGCAUGGAGUUGGGGAAAGGAGCCCACCACAGUGCUCAGCAGAUGGAGAAUUUUUGCCUGUCCAGUGCAAAUUUGUCAACAUGACGGACAUGAUGGUCUUUGAUCUUGUUCACAGUUAUAACAGGUUUCCAGAUGCAUUCCAAACAUUUAGCUCCUUCAGAAGCAUGUUCCCAGAGGUCUCUGGGUACUGUUACUGCGCUGACAGUCUGGGGCGGGAAUUAGCAGAGACUGGCUUGGAAUUGCUGCUUGAGGAAGUUUAUGAUACAGUUUUCACCGCAUUGCAACCUGCCCACACCUUUACUGAGACCAGCAUCUAUCGGAUUCUGCAGAGACGGUUUCUGGGGGUGCAGCUAGCGACCUCUGGCAGGUUCAGAUGCCCCUCUAAAUGUGAGGUUGAGAGGUUUGCAGCCAUUCGCUUCAGACAUACUUAUAGUCCGUCUUGUGAGGAUAAUGGGGACUAUGCCCCAGUGCAGUGCGAGCAGGAAGGGUCUUGCUGGUGUGUGGACCCUGAGGGGCGGGAGAUCCAGGGAACGAGGAGGCAAGGGCAGCUCCUGACAUGUGGUGAAGAACGAGCAUGUGCCUCAGAGAGACACCAGGCUCUAUCGAGGCUUUUAUAUGGACCUGUUGGGCACUUCAGUCAGCACAGUUUGUUCGACAUCCCAGAUGUGACGUCAGAGACUAUAGCCAGGUUUUCGAGCUCUUGCCCUCCUUCCUUCAAGGAGUUGUUUGUGGACUCUGGAUUGCUAUCUCCUAUCACAGCAAAGCAGGAUGCCAGCCAGCUGUUCGCACUAGAAUCCAUCCUCAGUGACGCUGUCAGAGGGAUGUUUCCAUCAAGACAAUUAGCUCGAGUCGCCCUUCGGUUCACCACCAACCCAAAGCGCUUCCAAGAAAACCUGUUUGGAGGAAAGUUCUUGAAGAACCUGAUCCAGUUGAACUUUACGGGAGCGCUCGGCACUAGAGGGAAAUUCAGCAUUGGCCAGUUUUUCCAGCAGGGAGGCGUGACAGGAAUGGACAACGGAGGAGGCUUUGCAGAACGACCCGAGGGGUUGUCACUGGAAACAUCAAAGGAGAGCUUCAAUGUGAGUCAACCUCUUGUGGACAGCUUUGGCCGCACAGUUAGUUUACAGGACAAUCAGAAUGGGGUGGAAUUUCUUGCUUCUCUUCUGGAACUUCCAGAGUUUUUUGUCUUUUUACAACAUGUUAUUUCUGUCCCUGAAAACAUCGCUGAAGAUUUAGGUGAGGUGGUGAAAAUAGCUUUAAAGUCCAAAGAUUGCACUCAGCAGCCCACGGAUUUGUUUGUUCCGACGUGCACCAAGGAGGGGAGGUAUGAGGAAGUUCAGUGCUAUGAAGCCACGUGCUGGUGUGUGGACUCGCGAGGUAAGGAAGUCCCAGGCUCAAGAGCGCUAGGCAAACGUCCAAGGUGUCCCACUGCAUGUGAGAAGCAAAGGGAAAGUCUGCAAAGCUUGAAACAAAGCCAACCUGCAGGGUCUGAUCUGUUUGUUCCCUCUUGUACAACGGAAGGUGGUUUCCUACCGGUCCAGUGCCAUGGAACUAAUUGCAUCUGCGUUGAUUUGGAAGGCAGAGCUAUUCCAGGAACAACAAGAAAAGCUGGGGAGGCCAUGCAGUGUCCAAGUGCUUGCCAAGUAACUGCUGCUCAGGUUUUUCUGAAGACGGUGCAGCUACUGUUGUCAGACCCACGUGCGCUGUCUCAGCUGUCCAGUGUUUACAUUCCACAGUGCAGCACCGACGGUAACUGGAGACAGGUGCAGUGCGAUGGCCCCCCUGAGCAAGCUUUUGAAUGGUACCAAAGGUGGAUCACCCAGAAUAAUGAAGGCAAUACUCUGCCUGUUGUUGACUUGUUGAAAAUACUACUUGAAUAUAAAGAAUCAUCUUCCCAAGGCUUUGCAGCCUUUAUUAAAGGCUUGUAUGUGGCUGGCCACCAGAAUAUCUUCCCAGCAUUGGCCAAGUAUUCUUCUUUUGAUGCUCUUCCCCCUGGAGUGCUGGAGGGCAACGUGACAGUUGUGUCAGAGAACGUUUUAUUGGAUCCAUAUACAUUCUGGCAGCUUCUGCAUGGUCAGCUCACCCAUUACCCAGGGUCCUACGCUGAUUUCAGUGCCCUUUUAGGCCACUUUGAACUGCGCAGUUGUUGGUGUGUUGACAGCAAGGGAGAAGAACUGCAAGGAACUAAGGCCGAGGCGAACAAGAUCCCAGCAUGCCCUGGUGCAUGUGGAAGUGUAAAGAAGGAAGCUAUGCAGUUCAUUGAUGAAGCAGAACAACUCAUCCUAGCUUCGAAUGGCUCCCAUAUUCCUUUGGGACAGAGCUUUUUAAUGGCAAAAGGACUUCGACUAACGGACAACGAUCUUCUUCAUUUUGCUGAGACCUUUCAAUCAGGGAUCGCAUUCUCUGAAAAGCUAUUGGCAGGAAGUGACUAUGCAGUCCGACUGGCAGCACAAUCAACCUUGCAUUUCUACUGGCGGAGUCACUUUACUUCAAAAGGUUCUGCUGGACAAGCUACGCUCCUGGGAUUUCAUCCUUACAUUCCCCAGUGUGAUGGCCUGGGGAACUGGGAACCAGUCCAAUGCUAUGAGAGUACUGGUCACUGCUGGUGUGUGGAUGAAAGGGGAGGCUACAUUACAGAUUCUCUGAUCAUACGCUCAGCACAGUUCCCAAAAUGCCAGACAUCAUGUCAGCGAUCUCGAGCCAAUGCGUUAAUUUCCAGCUGGAAACAGAGUGGAUCAAAGCUCAGCGCUACUGCUGCAGACCUGUUCAUCCCCUCCUGUCUUGAGACUGGAGAAUAUACUGUGCUACAGAAAUCAGAUACAGGUGCUUGGUGUGUGGAUCCCACGUCAGGAACCGUAGUUCAACACAGCAGCAAGGAUUCAGAUGGCAGCCCCCUCUGUCCUGGUUUCUGUAGUAUGCUGAAGUCCAAAGUUAGCUUACGAGAAAUUGGCAAAGGGUACAUCCCUCAGUGUGAAGGGGACAAUGGGAACUUCUCACCACUCCAGUGUGACCAGGAUCAGGAAAGCUGUUGGUGCAUCUUUGAGAAUGGAGAGGAGGUGCCUGGAACACGAGUAAGAGGAGAAAGGCCAGCAUGUGAAAGUCCCCAAUGCCUCCUGCCUUUCAAUGUGUCUUACGUGGUCAAUGGAGCACUUUUCUGUGCAAACAUCUCUGAACAAAAUCAGAAUUUUCAGAAGUGCCAGCUGAUUUGUCGUCAAGGCUUCCAUAGCGCCUUUUCCAAUGUGACAUUCCUGUGUGAUAGAGAGAGUCGCCGUUGGAUCUCAGAACCCCCCAUCUCUCAAAGCUGUCAGAAGCUCCAGUUAUUUCAGAAUGUCCAAGCUCAAACACACUUUGAGCUGUUGCUGCCUUCUGAGAAGACCUGCAGCUCUGACUAUGCUGGUUUACUGCAGGCAUUCCAGAUCUUUAUAUUCGAUGAAUUGAAGGCCCUUGGUUUCUGUCACAUUCAGGUAAAUACGUUUGGAAACACGGGUUCCGUUUCUGUUUGCGAUGAUUCUGCUGUGCUGGUGGAAUGUUUGAGUGUGGACCGACUGGGGGUGAACAUCACAUGGAAAGCUCAGCUUGAAGGCAUCCCAGCAGCUUCUCUCCCUGAUUUACAUGAUAUUGAAAAAGCAAUUGUUGGGGAGAAUCUCAUUGGACGCUUUGUAGCACUGAUUGAAAGUGGUGGCUUUGUGUUACACUUGGACUCCAAACAGUUCCCAGCAGAUACGUCCAUUCGUUUCCCCCGAGAUGAAGAUUUUGACCUAUCUCCCAGUGUUCAGCUCGGAUGCAGGAGCGGAUUUCGAAGAAGUUCAUCUCUUGGGAGAGCGAUCCCAAAUUCCCAAGGAUGUGUUGUUUGUCCUUCAGGCAGCUACUUUCAGAAUGACGAAUGCAUUCCGUGUCCUCCUGGAUUCUAUCAAUUUCAGACAGGAAGCUCCUCCUGCAUCAGGUGUCCUGUGGGGAAAACUACAAUCUCCGUUGGAGCUUUCAUUGCUGAUCACUGUAUCACGGAUUGUCAGAGAAAUAGGCAGGGUUUACAGUGCAGUGAAGAUGGGCAGUAUAGGCCUUCCCAGGCCGAUCCCAUCACCAAGAAAUCCUUCUGUGCUGAUAGUCUUGGAAUGACACUGGACUGGACUGAAACAGACCACCCAUUGACAGAUUCCCAGUGCCUAGUGCUCAGAAAAUUUGAAAGAGUUCCUGAAUCCAAACUGAUCUACAGUGCAGAAGAUGCUAGGAUCCUUCGCUCGGAAACCAUCCAAAGAGACCCUCAGAGUGCGCUCUUGCAGUGCAUUUCAGACUGUGAGACAGAUGAGUCAUGUGGAUUUGUCACAGUAUCUGCUCUGGGUUCUGAGGUGUUGUGUGAACUGCACAGUGCUGCUGAAACCAACUUCAACUGUACCACUUCUGGACUGAUGAAAGGUGUUAUGGGAAAUUCUGCUGCCACUAGCAUUGCUAAUCUUAGCUGCCUGCUUAAAGUGAGGAACCAAGAGAAGGAUGAAGUGACUGUGUAUCUCAAAAAAGGACAAGAAUUCACCAUAUCUGGUCUCAAGACCUUUGAGCUGACGGAUUUUCAGAAUGUGCUUUCUGGCGUGUACAGCUCAGUGGUUCUCUCGGCAGCUGGCAUAUCUUUGACAGACGUUCAUCUCUUCUGCCGUCAGGCUUGCAGCCAGGAUCCUUGCUGUGAUGGUUUUAUCCUCAGCCAGGUUGUACUUGAUGGAGGUACUAUCCUGUGUGGGUUGAUGAGCUACCCAGAUGUGUUGCUCUGCCAUAGAAAUGACUGGAGUCGAAACUCAAAGCCUGGAGGAGAUGGAAUAUGUAAAGGGGUGAACUACAAUGAAAAAAAGCAGCAGUUUUUAUUCAAUCUGGGAGGCCAAGAGUUCGCUGGAACUUCUGAGCUCUCAGAAGAAACGGAAGGAGCCUUCAGCAGCUUUCAGCGUGUCUAUCUGUGGAGAGGUUCUGAUAUGAUUACCCAGACGAAAUCCUCUGCAUGUGAUGCUGCUGUUUUACAAACCCAGACCGAGCUAAUGUUACCAGAUUCUGUAAUGGAACUUUUUUCCCUAAUGGACAACAGCCUGAUACAACUAGACCAAAGCCGUUCCAUCCCAUCCCAGCAGUACUGGCUCUUCAAACACAAGUAUUCAGCAGAGCAGGCGACGCUCUGGUGUCUCACACGUUGCGCACAAGAAGAUGCAUUUUGUCAGCUGGCAGCUCUUCAGAAUACCACAAACACGUAUUUUGCCUGCACACUCUAUCCAGAGGCUCAGAUCUGUGAUAAUUACAUCAACCACAUCCCCGAAAACUGUCAGACAGUAUUACCCCAGCAACUGCAGACCGUGUAUCACAAAAUAGUCAUUCUAGAAGGGACUGCGAAGAGCUUCUACACACGUUUACCGUUCCGUAAAGUAACUGGAGUCUCAGUGAGAAACAAGAUUGACAUGAGCGGGAAAGCCAUUUCCGAUGGGUUUUUUGAGUGUGAGCGCCGAUGUGAUGCUGACCCCUGUUGCACAGGAUUUGGGCUUUUAAAUGACUCACAGUCAACAGGUGGUGAGGUGCUCUGCUUGACUCUGAACAGUUUAGGAAUCCAGACCUGCACUGAGGAAACGGGAAGCACUUGGCAGAUUUCCGAUUGCAGCUCUCCAGAUGUCAGAAUAUAUCCAUUUGGCUGGUAUCAGAAGCCUGCAACCAUGACGAAUACUAUACCCAAUGUGUGCCCACCUGUUCUGUUUCCUCGUAGCCCAGAGAACGUGCCUUUGGACUCCUGGCUGCUCUUGGGUGCCUCCUCAGUACUUACUGAUCCAUCCAUCUUAAACUUUGACGUUGCACAAGUCAGCAGAGAGAUUUCUGAUGACUUCUCCACUGCUAGAGAUUUUUGUCUGUCAGCCUGUUCAAAGAACCAGUCCUGCACAGUGAUUACCCUUGAAAUCCAGCCAUCAGCGAUACAAUGCAUUUUCUACCCCGAUACACAGAUAUGCACACAUGGCCUGCAAGGCCACAGCUGUCAAGUUUUACUCAAGGAGCCAGCGACUUACAUCUAUUGGAGGCAAGAUUCAUUCGCACCCGUCUCUGCACCUGAUUUAACUUCAUCCGUGUACAUUCCAUCCCAUGGAGUUUUGCUCGGCAGGUCCCAAGCAAUCCGGGUUGGUUCUGAGUGGAGAAAUGUUAGUCAGUUUUUUGGCAUUCCAUAUGCAGUACCUCCGACAGCAGAGAACCGGUUUCAUCCUCCAAAGCCCUUUACCUGGCUGCAAUCCUGGAAUGCUACUAUGGUUCGGGCUAGUUGUUGGCAGCCUGGAGAUGGACUGCACCAAUCUUCUCCUGUCAGUGAAGACUGCUUGUACCUGAAUGUGUUUGUGCCUGCCAGCAUUGGCAGAAACAUGGCUGUGCUGCUGUUCUUCCACAAUGGUGUGAGUGGUGAGGGUGAGAAAGGGAGGACGGUCGUAGACGGAUCAUACCUAGCUUCCAUCAGCGAUGUCAUCAUUGUAACUGCAAGUUACCGUGUCGGCGUUUUCGGCUUCCUUAGCACUGGUUCUAGUGUGGCCCGUGGAAACUGGGGUCUUCUGGAUCAGGUGGCAGCUCUGAAAUGGGUGCAGAAGAACAUUGCUAGCUUUGGAGGAGAUCCAAGUCAGAUUUCAGUAGCAGCUGAUCGUAGUGGGGCAGACAUUACCAGCAUCCACCUACUUUCAGGUGCAGCAGAUUUGAAUCUCUUCAAGAGGGCGUUGCUGAUGGGAGGAUCUGCUUUUUCCCCGGUGUCGGUGAUUAGUGAGAAGAAAGCUCAGGACCAAGUGGCAGUUCUGGCUAAUGAACUUGGAUGCCCUUUGUCCAGCAGUGAGGAAAUUGUAUCCUGCCUCCGCCAGUUGCCUGCCAAUGUUCUCAACGAUGCACAGACUAGGCUCCUCGCCAUAAGCGGGCCAUUUCAGUACUGGGGCCCAGUGGUUGAUGGAGUCUACCUUCGGGAACCUCUAGCUGCAGCCCUGCGGCGUUCUCGACUUAGGAAGGUGGAUCUGCUCAUUGGAAGUGCUCAACAAGACGGGCUGAUCAGCAGAGCUAAGGCAAUUAAGAAAUUUGAAGAAAGUCAAGGACGAGCCAAUAGCAAAACAGCCUUUUAUCAGGCUCUGCAAAAUUCCCUUGGAGGAGAGGACUCCAAUUCCUUCAUUGAAGAUGCAGCUGUCUGGUACUAUUCCCUCCAGCACUCGACUGCCGAUUAUGCAUCAUUUUCCCGGGCUUUGGAGAACGCCACACGUGACCACUUUAUCACCUGUCCCAUUAUCAGCAUGGCCAAGGACUGGGCUGAUAACUCCAGAGGGAAUGUCUUCAUGUACCAUGUGCCUGUGAGCUCCUCUCAGAGCAGUUCAGGCCUGGAGCUCUUGCCUGAUGUUCAGUACGCCUUUGGGCUGCCGUUCCACCCACAGUAUGAAGAACAAUUUACUCUGGAAGAAAAGAGCCUUUCCUUAAAAAUAAUGCAGUAUAUAGGCAACUUCAUAAAAUCUGGAAAUCCGAACUAUCCUCAUAACUUCUCAAGAAAAUUAACUGGAGCUGUGUCCCCGUGGCCCAUGUUCCUGUCACAUGCUAAUGGUGAUAACUAUAAGGAGUUCACUGUUUCCUUGCCAAAUCGUAAAGGACUGAAAAGAGCAGAAUGUUCUUUCUGGUCUGAUUAUAUCAAAACACUCAAAGCUUCUACUGGCAGGACAGCUAAUGGAGAGCAAUCGAUGGAAAGCAGUCCCAGUGAAGAACCAGGUGUAGUGUUUAAUUCUGAAGACACACAGAGCCAGUCAGUGGAAGACAAGGUGGCUUACAGCAAAUAG